Molecule: messenger RNA, 1653 nt
Organism: Hippocampus comes (tiger tail seahorse)
Lineage: Eukaryota; Metazoa; Chordata; Actinopteri; Syngnathiformes; Syngnathidae
Product: D(4) dopamine receptor
Exons: 4
Coding region: 395-1552 (385 amino acids)
Biological process (GO): negative regulation of cytosolic calcium ion concentration; regulation of potassium ion transport; negative regulation of synaptic transmission, glutamatergic
Cellular component (GO): plasma membrane
Molecular function (GO): dopamine neurotransmitter receptor activity, coupled via Gi/Go; G protein-coupled receptor activity
Source: RefSeq, a predicted model, not a curated record
GCGUCGCGCAUGCGUGAGCGCGCGCGUCUACUCGCCCAAGUUGCCGAAGGAAGGCCGCCGCCGCGGCGCCGCUCGUAAGCGGCUUUCAUUGUGUCAUUUGGCCCCGGUGCCCUCGGCGGCCUGCGGGGCGGGCGGACGGACUCGGAGCCAAACGCAGCCGCCAACGAGGGGGGCAGAAACGAUUUUUUUUUUUUUUUUUUUGCCUCAAAAUGUUCCUUUUCAGCAACGCCGGCGGAUCUUGAAGGACUUCGGUUUAUCCUCCACCGAGAGCGCUUUGCGGACCUUCUUAUUUGGUUUGGUUUGGUUUGGUUUUGUUUCCGGCGGCGCCGUCCCUCAUGAGAGCCCGGGGCCGGGGCCAGGGGGGGGCGCAGCAGAGGAGCCGCCGAGGACGGAGAUGACGGACAACGCCGCCCCCGGGGGGUCGCCGUCUCCCUCGGCGCGGGGGCACAACGUGGCCGCUCUGGUGCUGGGCGUGCUGCUGAUCGCGGUGAUCGUGGGAGGCAACGCGCUGGUGUGCGUCAGCGUGCUGACCGAGAAAGCCCUCAAGACCACCACAAACUACUUCAUCGUCAGCCUGGCGGUGGCCGACCUGCUGCUGGCCGUGCUGGUGCUGCCCCUCUUCGUCUACUCCGAGUUCCAGGACGGCGUGUGGACGCUGAGCACGGGCGUGUGCGACGGCCUGAUGAGCAUGGACGUCAUGCUGUGCACCGCCUCCAUCUUUAACCUGUGCGCCAUCAGCGUCGACAGGUUCAUCGCGGUGCUGAUCCCGCUCAACUACAACCGCAAGCACGUGGACCUGCGGCAGGCCGUCCUGCUGUCGGCCACGUGGCUCCUGGCCUUGGCGGUGGCCUCCCCCGUCAUGCUGGGCGUCAACCAGGUGGCGGGUCGGCGCCCCGGCGAGUGCAAGCUGGAGAACGCCGACUACGUGCUCUACUCGUCCGUGUGCUCCUUCUUCAUCCCGUGUCCCGUCAUGCUGCUGCUCUACUGCGGGAUGUUCCGCGGCCUGCGGCGCUGGGAGGAGGCGCGCAAGGCCAAGCUGAGGAACAGCAUCCAGGCCUGCCGCAAGCUGCGGCAGGCUAACGCCGAGGCCGCCGCCUCGCUCCCGCCCUUGGCCGGCCUGCCGCCGCUUUUGCCGCCCGUCAUCGAGCGGGAACCGGCCGACCAAGCCGCCGCCGCCGCCGCCGCUCCCCCGUCCUCGGGACGAGCGCCGACGGUCAGCUUCGCCGAUGUCAAGUUCAACCCCCAACCUCGGCGCAGGAGCAGGGCCAAGAUCAACACCCGCGAGAGGAAGGCCAUGAAGGUGCUGCCUGUGGUCGUAGGCGUGUUCCUGUUGUGCUGGACGCCGUUCUUCGUGCUGCACAUCGUGCGCGCUCGCUGCCAGGCGUGCGACAUCCCGCCGGCCGUCAUGAGCGUGGCCACGUGGCUGGGCUACGUCAACAGCGCACUCAAUCCCGUCAUCUACACCGCCUUCAACGCAGAGUUCCGCCGCUUUUUCAAAAACUUCCUGCGCCGCGGCUGCUGCUGCUGCUCCUCCCGCCGCGGCGCCGCAUGAACCCGCUCGCUCUUUGUUGCUGUCGUGGUUUGCUCGGCGCGCCAUAGACGGGAACUUUUUUUUUUCAAAGUCAGUCUCAUCUUUUCACAAUAAAAGCUUUC